AUGAUUAACUGUACAGAGAGAGAACAUCAGCUACAUUGCCUAUGCAUAUGGCAGUCAUUGUGUCAAAUAUCAAGAGAAAAGUGAAGGGAAACAUAACCGUUAUAAGGGUCAAGAGGGAGACACCAGAAUAGUACUUACCUUUAAUUUCGAGUUGUAGAACGAGUCUUGUGAAAUAUUGGUUUCUGAGCUGUCAGCAGACCUAUCUCAGUUGGUUCUCUCCUGUUCCCCUUCAAAUAGACCCAAGGCACAGGACUCAGUUGACCAUUAACCUCACGAUUGAUUACAGCUGUUUCCUCACACAUAAGCCUCUGAGCGCUGGUCUGUGGCUGCUGACACAAAGUUCACCUCCCCCCUCAUUCACCAGCAGAGCACAGAGGCGGCAGAAGCUUGAAGUUGGAUUCAUUUCCUCUGUUGGUGGUUGAUUGUAUUUCACCUUCGUAUAGAUAUUUUGAAGAGAGUUGGAAUCAUGACGGCGUCUGGGUAUGGAUACUAUCGGACUUCCAUUUUCCUGGCCAUGUUUGUGGGCUACACCUUGUACUACUUCAAUCGGAAGACCUUCUCGUUUGUGAUGCCAUCCUUGAUGCAAGAAAUUACCCUUGACAAAGAUGAUUUGGGCUUCAUCACCAGUAGCCAAUCGCUGGCCUACGCCAUCAGUAAGUUCAUCAGCGGCGUCCUGUCGGACCAGAUCAGCGCCCGAGUGCUCUUCUCCAUCGGACUCUUCUCGGUGGGCGGCAUCAAUGUGAUCUUCUCUCAGUCGUCCACCGUGGCUGUCUUCUCUGGCCUCUGGUUCCUGAAUGGCCUGGGACAGGGUCUGGGCUGGCCCCCAUGUGGGAAAGUCCUCCGCAAGUGGUUCGAGCCGUCACAGUUUGGUACGUGGUGGGCCAUCCUGUCCUGCAGCAUGAAUCUGGCGGGGGGGCUGGGCCCCAUCAUCGCCACGCUGAUGGCCGAGAGCUACAGCUGGCGGACCACGCUCUCCAUCUCGGGCCUGGCCUGUGUGGUGGUGUCUGUCUUCUGCCUGAUGCUCAUCAAGAACGAGCCCAGCGAUGUUGGGCUGCCCAACAUCGAGCCCGGAGCCAAGAAGGGCAAAGGAGAUUCCUCCAGUGACGACAGCACCCUGAAAGAGUUCCUGCUCUCCCCUUAUCUCUGGGUGCUGUCGCUAGGCUACCUGGUGGUGUUUGGUGUGAAGACCGCCUGCACUGAUUGGGGGCAGCUCUUCCUGAUCCAGGACAAGGAGCAGUCAGUGCUCAUGGGGAGCUCUUUCAUGAGUGCCCUGGAGAUUGGAGGCCUGGUGGGAAGCAUUGCUGCUGGCUACCUCUCGGACCGAGCAGUGGCCAAACAUGGGCUCAGCAUUAAAGGCAACCCUCGUCACUCCCUCCUGCUGUCAAUGAUGGCAGGGAUGUGCGUCUCCUUGUACCUCUUCCGAGUCACAGUCACUCCAGACAGCUCAAAGCUCUGGAUCCUCUCUCUUGGGGCUGUAUUUGGUUUCUCUUCAUAUGGACCAAUAGCAUUGUUCGGUGUGAUAGCCAAUGAGAGUGCCCCUUCAAAUUACUGUGGAACUUCACAUGCCAUUGUUGCUCUCAUGGCCAAUGUGGGUGGCUUCAUGUCUGGACUGCCCUUCAGCACCGUCGCCAAACACCACGGCUGGAACAUGGCCUUCUGGGUUGCCGAGGUAACCUGCAUCAUCACUACGGUCAGCUUCUUCCUACUGCGCAACAUCCAAACCAAGAUGGGCCGCAUCCCCAAGAAGGCCGAUUAGGCAGCUGCUCGCUAAGAAUCAUGGGACAUGUGGCAUCCUCUUCUUGCGUAACGAGACCAUUCUCAGUACACAGUUCUCCAUCUCCGUCAUUUGUAUUACAACAUUCUGGUAAAGAAUUCAUACAUUUACAUUUCGUUUUACAUUAAUACGUUUUUAAAGACUUUACCUGUCGAACCAGCACACUAAUUAAAGGGGAGUCGGCAAUACUGGAGAAAGAUUGUUGAUAUUUGAGCUCAACGGCCAAACAAACAAACGCCUCUCCCUUAAGUGUUUUUUUCCCUUCAGCAGACAUCUCACAGAAUGGACAGCUUGUGGAUCAUGAGGAUCUAUUCGCUGAAUGUGAAAAAUGAAUGUCUUACAGCCAGGGUAGGGUAUACCGGGUGCACAACUGAAGCGCUGUAAAAUAAUUUUAGAAGAUUAGUCUAAUGUGUGCCGUGCUCGCACAUCUGUAGCCAGUUCCAUUGUUUACAGUGGAAGCUAAUGGUCGCAGCAUACGCUCCCCAAACAGAAGGCUUCAGUUGCGUAGUAGUCUGCCCACUUCGCCAACUUUCCCAUUAAGUCAUAAUUCCUAAGAGCACACAGUGCCAUCUCAACAUAUGAGGGGAUUAAACACCACAACUGCUUAGGGGGAAACUAAGCACCACAACAUCUUAUCAUCAUAAUAAGGGUGAUAUUGCAAAUCUCUGCUCAGAUCUAAUCUCAGUUCUCAAAAGGAAAUGACCCAGAAACAGUCAUCUCAAGAGAAAAGGCUAAAAGUUUUUACUCUGUUACUCUGUACACACUCGGGACACACUUUAGAUCUCUGUCCCUAUCUUAUUUUUUUACACAGCAGUAUUUGUGUCUAUUUUCUCUACUUAAUAUGUUGUGCCGAACAUCAAAAACCGAAUGGGGCACCACAGUACGACUUUGUAGGAAUUACCAGUCGCCAUGGUAUUUUACUACAGUAUAUAAUAGUGUAUUGCAAAAUAUUUGAAUUGCAUGUCAUUUAGAUAUUUGCAUAUAGUCUCACUUCACAAGUUAUGGAAUGUCAACAAAAAGCAAUGAUUUUGGUACUGAUGUGCCUUGCCAUAUAAACUAAAUGUCUCACUUUGUAACACGAGGGGUAUUAAUUUAGAGUUAAUCGAGUAUUAAAACCAUCUCUGUCUCACCAGCGUUAUAGUUGGACUCAUGCAGGGAAAUAUGUCUGAUCUCUGUUUCUCCUAGUUCUACCUCCACUCUUCAUUCCAUGUAGAUGGCAUUUGAGUGUUGUUAAGUGUGAAUAUUAGUUUUGACGACUUAAUGAAAAAUGAAAUGCUAUUAAAUUGCACAAUUGCACAUGAAGACAAGCAUGAUAUACUAAAACUGCAUUAACUUUUUUCAGGGCUAAAUCCUGACAAUUUUGCAGUGUGAGUUUGAUGAUUGACCAAAUUAAUUUAAACAAUGUCAUAACUGAACUGGAUUGUGAAAUUAUAGUUCAGUAUAAACAAUAAUGAAACAUUGUGAGUUACUUGUUAGACAGCUUUGUUUAAAAAACAAGCUAUAUCUGAAAUUGCACAGCGCAUGUAAUACUACAACUACAUUCCCGUCUCAGUUUCAAUUCUGACAACUUUGUAACUUUUGUGUUGUGAAUAUGUUUGUCCUUGCUAUUAAUUUAAUUACAUUCUUAAUAGAAGUAUUAUUAAAGUUUGGUGUAAUGACCACAUUCUA
Molecule: messenger RNA, 3442 nt
Organism: Alosa sapidissima (American shad)
Lineage: Eukaryota; Metazoa; Chordata; Actinopteri; Clupeiformes; Clupeidae
Gene: slc37a4a
Product: solute carrier family 37 member 4a
Exons: 8
Coding region: 467-1756 (429 amino acids)
Biological process (GO): glucose-6-phosphate transport; phosphate ion transmembrane transport
Cellular component (GO): endoplasmic reticulum membrane
Molecular function (GO): glucose 6-phosphate:phosphate antiporter activity
Source: RefSeq, a predicted model, not a curated record